Paramecium primaurelia is the source of this 1375-nucleotide messenger RNA. The record is from the annotation of a GenBank genome assembly. Lineage: Eukaryota; Ciliophora; Oligohymenophorea; Peniculida; Parameciidae.
AUGUAAUCUCGUUCAUAAAGAAGAAGAAGAAUAUUGAAAUAAUGCAUUCAAAAAAAGAGUAAAAUAGAAGAUAAUGCUCAUGUAACUUAGGAAAUAGAUUCUGAAUACGAAGAUGUAAGUGAUAUGGAGGAAGAUGAACAUAUUUAAUAUGAAGAUGAAUUUGAUGAUGAAUAUGGUAAAAUUAUCAAAAUAAUUUAGUUAGAGAGUGAAGAAGGAGAAAUCAAUAUAGAUAGUGAAGAUGAAGAAAUAUUGUAAAAAGAAGAGUAAUCUUAAGAAUAAUCAUAAUAAAAUCAAUUAUAAUAAUAACCUAUAUAAUCAAAACUUAAGAGAAAAAAGAAAGGAAUGGAAUAAGAAAAUCAAGAAAAUUAAAAAAGAGUAUGGUUUUAUGAUGAAGCUGAAAAUUUAGAUUUUGAUAAUAGAGCUUAUAAUAUGUUACAUAGAGUUACAACUGAAUGGCCUUGUUUAUCUUGUGAUUUUGUAUUAACUGAAGAAGAAUAAUAAUAAUAUAAAAAUAAGGAAUAUCAAAAAAUGAAUAAAUAUCCAUAUAGUGUUUAUUUAGCUGCUGGUACUCAAGCAGCAUAACCAACCAAAAAUUAAAUAUACUUAUUAAAAUUAUCAAAAAUGCAUAAAACUAAAUAUGAUGAUGAUGAAGCAUCUUAAUCAGAAGAAGAUAGUGAAGAUGAUAAUCUUAGUAAUGAUGAAGAAGGUUAAGUACAUUUGAGUAGUGUUACAGGAUUAAAAUGUGGAGUCAAUAGAAUUAAAACUAUGAAUGGUUAAGCAAUUGCUGCUUAUUGGAAUGAAAAUGGAGAUGUUAAUAUUUUAGAUCUUAAUCCAUUAUAUAAAAAACUUUAAUCUAAUUAAUAAUCUUAAUUUAAUUUAUCAUAAUUACAUCAUAAAGUAUUUAAAAAUUAACAUGAAGGAUUUGCAUUAGAUUGGAGUCGUUUAAAAGUAGGUGAUUUAUUAAGUGGUUCAGUUGAUGGUAAAAUUUAUUUAUAUCAAUUAAAUAAUAAUGAUUGGAUUAGAGAAAAUAAAGCUUAUGAAUAUCAUAAGGGAAGUGUUGAAGAUUUAUAAUUUUCACCAAUUGAAAGUUUUGUAUUUGCUUCAUGUUCUACUGAUGGAACUCUAUGUAUUGUUGAUACAAGAGAAGGAAAACAUAAAUAAGCUUAAAUCUUGGUUAAAGCUCAUAAUUGUGAUGUUAAUGUAAUCUCAUGGAAUCAAGUAUCAGCUACUCUUGUUNUUAAAAUUUAAUGUGUGAUAUUAAUAUUUAUAAAUGCAAUCUCGUUCAUAAAGAAGAAGAAGAAUAUUGAAAUAAUGCAUUCAAAAAAAGAGUAAAAUAGAAGACAAUGCUCAUGUAACUUAGGAAAUAGAUUCUGAA